This is a messenger RNA of Verticillium nonalfalfae, 1647 nucleotides long. RefSeq lists its product as uncharacterized. Gene Ontology annotation, molecular function: beta-galactosidase activity. Gene Ontology annotation, cellular component: beta-galactosidase complex. NCBI's taxonomy places the organism in Eukaryota, Fungi, Ascomycota, Sordariomycetes, Glomerellales, Plectosphaerellaceae. Gene Ontology annotation, biological process: carbohydrate metabolic process. The transcript is spliced from 3 exons. Bases 1 to 1647 code for a protein of 548 amino acids. The record is from RefSeq and is a predicted model, not a curated record.
AUGGCUACCAACAACCUGCAGACACCGCAUCUUGUUGAUACGGAAUGGUCGAAGCAGCUCAUCGUCAAGGGAAAGCCCUUUCUCAUACGAGGGGGCGAGCUGCAAAAUUCUUCGCUCACCUCCGCCGAGUACAUGAGCACUGUCUGGCAGCAGAUGGUUGAUGCGAACGUCAAUACGCUGCUGGGCUGCGUGGCAUGGGAAGAUAUCGAGCCCGAAGAGGACCGUUUUGACUUUGCGGAGCUGGACAGAGUGAUCGAAGGUGCCCGCAAGCACGGUCUGCAUUUGAUCCUGCUGUGGUUUGGUUCGUUCAAAAACGGCCUCUCCACGUACACCCCCGGAUGGGUCAAGACGAAUGCAAGGCGCUUCCCCCGCGCCAAGCUGAGGAAGGCCGGUGGACGCCUAUGCACAGCUGAUGUCGUUUCCAUCUUCCACCCCGAAGUGCGCCAGGCGGACGCCAGGGCCUUCGGGACGUUGAUGUCUCACUUGAAAGCGUUUGAUGAGGCCCACUCGACCGUCAUCAUGGUCCAGGUCGAGAACGAGACAGGCCUGCUCGGCGACUCGAGGGACGGAUCUGACGUCGCCAACGAGGCCUUCAGCAAGGCUGUUCCCCAGGAUCUUGUCCAACAUCUCGUUUCGGACUGGGACAACCUGCACGCGGACAUGAAGAAGACAAACCUGAGCCACUUUGACCCCGAAUCAGUGCCGGAAGACGGCAACUGGGAAACCAUCUUUGGCACCAGCCCACGUACGGAUGAGCUCUUCAUGGCAUACCACUACGCCAAGUAUCUCAACGACGUGGCAGCGGCCGGCAAGGCCGAGUAUGACAUACCCCUAUACACAAACGUGUGGCUGAACUAUGCCGGCGAGGAUUCGGACAACGAUUUUCCCAUCGUCGUUGGUGGAGGCGGUUCCCCCGGCGACUAUCCACCAGGCGGUGCGUGCUCCAACGUGUUGGACGUUUGGAUCAAGUUUGCGCCUCGCCUCGACUUCAUUGCACCCGACCCCCUCUUCAUACCUGAGCAGCGGCGAGACGACUACGGGGCGCGCCGUAUCUGGGCCGCCUACGGUACUUUCGCUGCCAUGGGUGUUUCGCCUUUUGGCAUCGACACGCUCGAGCCUGGCACGAACCCCUUCACCAAGCAUUUUGGCCUCCUCAAGUCGACUUCGGUCAUUGUGCUUGACGCUCAGCGUCGAAGGGACACCUCGGUUGGCUUUUUCUUCGACGAGGUCCCCUCAGUCCCAACUGCAAAAGACACGAGCCCCCUUGUACGCCGCACAUGGGGCGGAUUCCACAUCACUAUUGAACGGGCCUUCGUCUUCGGCAGACCUGGCCCCGGCGCCGGCAUGGUCAUUCAUCGCGGCGGUGGCAAGUUUCUGCUCAUUGGCUGGGGUUUCCAGGUGUCGGCCAAGGCUGUGGCCGAGGACAGCGUAUUCACCGGAAUCUUGCGAUUCGAGGAGAAGAAGGUUGUCAACGAGGCGACGGGUCAGCUCAGGACGGCGCGGGUGCUUAACGGAGAUGAGACGAGGAGCGGACAAAUGGCACUGAUGCCCAACGAGGAUCCAGACUAUGGCGGGUUCCCCAUCUGCGUGACCAUCCCAGCGAGGACCAUGAUCGCAGAAGUUCAAUUCUACUCCCUGACCGAAUAA